GAAAGGGUGGUUGGGCCGAACAGAUCAUAGCCGGGUGCUAUGGACUGGUGGACGCACCUUUGCACUGGCGUCGCUCCUUGACCGAAGACAUGAAAGCCUUAGGGUACGAGCAGUCGGCAUUGGAUCCUUGCGUCAUGAAGCUCUACAACAAGGCUCAUACCAAACUUCUGGGAGCAAUCGCCAUUGAGGUGGAUGACUUGUUCACCGUUGGCCACGCCGAGCACCACCACAAGAUGGAGCUGCUCCGGAAAAGGUACACCUUUGGAAAGUAUGUGCACCUGCAGAAGGAGAAAGACGGACCUUCAAGCCUGAUGGUGUCGAAAUUGUCGAAGAUGACCGUGGAGGGCAUCGUGCAGAUGAACCAAGUGGUCCUUGAGCUCAAAGACAAGGCCGACCUGUGCUUACAGAUCCAACCGCUCAAAAGGAUGCGACUUAGUGUGGUGACCGAUGCCUUGUUCGCCAACAGUGGAUUCCACUCACAAGGGGGUCACCUGGUUCUGGCGCAUGAAAGCCAGUUGAGAGAUGGCCACUCCAUGCCGACCAACAUCGUGGCAUGGAGGAGCGGGAAGCUACAGAGGGUCGUUAACUCGACCCUCGCUGCCGAAACUCAGAGCUUGUCCCGAGGCUUGAGCUUCUUUGGCGAUCAUGGUGAUGGUGCAGGAGCUCCAGGACGGGAACUUCAAAACGUCAAGGCCUGGCGUGAACGCCUUGGAGGUGAAGAGCUGCUGGUCAUGGGCUCGGAAGCGAGUGAGGGCUUCCUGAAGGAGUCCCUGGCUGUGGUUGAUGCAAAGUCGUUGUACGACCACCUUUCGCCCUUCUGCGGCCUUGGAUCUUUGGAU
Messenger RNA from Durusdinium trenchii, 839 nucleotides. The record is from the annotation of a GenBank genome assembly. Lineage: Eukaryota; Dinophyceae; Suessiales; Symbiodiniaceae.